Messenger RNA from Dothidotthia symphoricarpi CBS 119687, 1365 nucleotides. RefSeq lists its product as uncharacterized. The coding region runs from base 1 to 1365 and encodes 454 amino acids. The record is from RefSeq and is a predicted model, not a curated record. NCBI's taxonomy places the organism in Eukaryota, Fungi, Ascomycota, Dothideomycetes, Pleosporales, Dothidotthiaceae. Gene Ontology annotation, biological process: amino acid transmembrane transport. The transcript has a single exon. Gene Ontology annotation, molecular function: amino acid transmembrane transporter activity. Gene Ontology annotation, cellular component: vacuolar membrane.
AUGGACGACUUUUCCUCGGAGGGAAAGAAGAGCGACCCUGAACUCGCCCCGAUCGAUCGCACUGUAACAGUGCACGAAGGAUCUGAGAAGUUCCACAGGUUAGGUUGGAAACGACUCACCGUCUGCCUGAUUGUCGAGGCCAUUGCCCUCGGUUCGCUCAGUAUCCCUAGCGCCUUCGCAACGCUUGGUAUGGUUGCUGGUGUGAUCAUGUGCGUUGGGCUCGGCCUCAUCGCCAUCUACACAUCCUACGUCGUUGGCCAAGUCAAGCUGAAAUAUCCGCAUGUCAACCAUUACUCAGACGCUGUACAGCUCAUCUGGGGACGUUUUGGUUACGAGUUGACGGGUGUCAUGUUUGCAUUGUUCUUGAUCCUGCUAGUCGGGUCGCACGCCUUAACUGGAACCAUUGCGUUCAUCACCAUCAUCGACAACUACGCCAUUUGCGCACUUGUCUGGGGUGUCAUCUCCAUGAUCAUCCUGUUGAUCCUGUCUCUGCCACCGUCUUUCGCUGAAUUCGCUAUCCUCGGCUACAUCGACUUUGCCAGUAUUCUGAUUGCCAUCAUGAUCACCAUCGUCGCAACGGGUGUUCAAGCUCACGACGCGCCCGGAGGCCUCAGUGCUGUGAACUGGUCCGCAUGGCCACCAGCAGACGUUACAUUCUACCAAGCUUUCUUGGCAACCACCAACAUCAUCUUCGCGUACUCGUUCGCUGUCUGCCAGUUUUCGUUCAUGUCCGAAAUGCACACACCCAAGGAUUACGUCAAAUCUAUCUGGGCGCUCGGACUCAUCGAAAUCUUCAUCUACACCGUCACUGGUGCGCUCAUUUACGCUUUUGUUGGGCGUGAUGUGGGGUCACCUGCGCUACUGUCUGCCGGUCAUACCGUUUCGCGUAUCGCCUUCGGUGUUGCUCUGCCCGUUAUUUUCAUAUCUGGUAGCAUCAACGGCACCGUUGUUGGACGCUACAUUCUCGACCGUGCUUUUGCUGAAAACCCAACCAUUCGAUAUGUCAAGGGUAUGAAGGGUUGGAUUGUCUGGGUCGGUCUGAUCACCACCAUCACGAUCAUCGGCUGGGUCAUUGCUGAGGCCAUCCCCUUCUUUAACGCACUGCUUGGUCUGAUAUCCUCGCUGUUCAUUUCUGGCUUCACGUUUUACUUUCCAGCACUCUUCUGGUUCCAGCUCGUCAAAGUCGGCAAGUGGAAUGCGAACGCACACAACAUCGCCUUGAGCAUUGUGAAUGCCAUCUGUUUUGUGAUUGGUAUCAUAGUCCUUGGUUGCGGUACGUACGCGUCUGUGCAGGAUAUUUUGAGCCAGUACACAGGUGGCUCUGUGCGUAGCCCGUUCACCUGCGAUUCAAGCUCAUACGCGUAA